Molecule: messenger RNA, 1260 nt
Organism: Saccostrea cuccullata (small rock oyster)
Lineage: Eukaryota; Metazoa; Mollusca; Bivalvia; Ostreida; Ostreidae
Exons: 2
Source: RefSeq, a predicted model, not a curated record
ACACAGAAGAUUGGAAAAUACAAUUGUUCCAAAAUACAGAAACAUCAGUCUAGGUACAACUGCUGAGUUUGACAAAGUUCUCUCCACCAUUAAAGAACAAGAAGAUAAAAUCUGCAAAGCUGUACAUGAAAAAAGCAUUCAACUCACAGAAGAAGUAAGCAGUCGAAAGAAAAAAGCUAUAAGAAAGAACAAGGAAAGCCAGUCUUUAGCAGAAAAAGCUGAAAAAGAAGUCAACCAAAUUGUUACCAAAAAUAAAGAUAUUCUAAAUGAUAAUGAUGCCACAGCCAUACUUAAAUACCAAUCAAGAAAUGGGGAUUUCAGAAAGGGCCCACAUUUACAAAGUUUUUCUUGUCCAAUGUUACUUCCUGGCACCAUACAAAGUCCUUAUGGAAACCAUGAGGAAUUUGGUAUUGAGCAUCAGCUACGGAAUGUUCAGUGUGUUGGGAGGGAUAAGAUCUUGACCAGUGGAGGUGACAAAACAAUAAAAGAGAUAGACAGGACUGGAUCCAUAUUAAGAACAAUUCAUACAAAUGCUAUUGUGUGGGCAUUAACGAUUAACUCACAAAUGGAACCAGUGCAUUCCAUAAGUUAUGCUCAUAAACAAAAUGCAGACAUUUAUGUUUAUAAUAAGAAGGCAGUGAAUGUAUUAUUCAGCAUACUCAAUUGGUUUCCUGUCGGUCUUUGUUACACAGAUAAUGGAGAUCUGCUGGUGAGUAUGCGAUCUAUGGAUAAAACACAGAGUAAAGUUGUUAGAUACUCAGGGACCACAGAGAUUCGAAAGAUUCAGUAUGACAGUCAGGGCCAACCUCUGUUUUCUACUGGUGAUACAAAUGUGCUUCUCCUGACUGAGAAUGGCAAUGGUGACAUCUGUGUUUCAGACAAUAAAGGGAAGGCAGUUGUUGUGAUGAAUUCUUCUGGGGGAUUAAGAUUCAAGUAUAAAGGCAAUCUCUUUAACCAAUCAAAGUACAGAGAGUUUGAACCAUGUAAUAUCUCUACUGAUGUCAAUACUCAAAUACUUAUCAGUGAUCUCUCAAACAACGUGGUCCACAUCAUAGACUGUAAUGGUAACUUUGUCCGUUAUAUAGAGAAUCUAUGUAACGGAAGACUCAGUAUUAGUAUUGAUGAAGAUCACAAUCUUCUCAUUGGAGAAAGCAAAAGUGGAAAAAUUCAGAUUAUCAAAUAUCUAGAGUGAUGACAAUUAUGAAUGAUAAAGAAAAAAACCGACAAAAUUACACUCUUUGUCUCAUCAAGUUUCCCAUG